AUGACUGACAAAAUAUGCUCCUGGCCCGCGGUCUACGAUGGCAACCUAGCUUUCCUAACGUCUAAUAUUAUACAGGUUAUACAGGCUAAGACCCUGCUGCGGCUGCCCCGGCAUUGCAGCGCAUCGGGUAUGUUUGCGGCCGCACACACCGAUGAGUUCCACGCCAUCAUCCGCAAGAGGGUGGUGUCUCUCAUGCGCAGAUGUUUAAUCGACCAAUGCUCGGAAGCCUCUUUUAUAACGGAGUCUGCAGCACAACUGCUGGGACUAAACAAGGUUUCCCACAAGAGCACAGUCACGGGUCUAGGCGGUGAAGAGAGUUCACCUGUGAACUCUAAGGCGGUGGUAAAGGUAAAAAUUUCAUCACUCCUAGAACCUGACUUUGAAGUGAACGUGCAUGCUCAUGUUUUGGGCAAGGUAACAUCGAAUCGGCCGAGAAAACGUAUUGUCAUUGAUUCGUGGUCUGAACUGUCUAAAUUAAAUUUAGCAGAUUCCACAUUCAACAUUCCCGGCAAAAUCGACUUGCUCCUAGGAGGAGAGGUGUACGGUCAAAUACUUUUAAACGAAAUGAUCAAAGCUCCACAGGGAGCACUCAUCGCUCAGCGAACGUCUUUAGGCUGGAUCGUUUCAGGGCCAACUCACUUAGGUGAGUCGGAAAUUCGUAAAAGCGUUAGCGUUAACCACAUUCAUUUAGAUGAAAAUGAGUUACUCAAAAAAUUUUGGGAGCUCGAGGCUGACCACAUUACGACAGAUCCCAAGCAACAUUACACUGAAGACGAGAAGAAAUGUGAAGAAUUUUUUACUGCUACCACUGAACGUGAUAGCACAGGUAGAUAUAUUGUGAAACUACCAUUUCGUGAUCAAGAUCCCAGUUGCAAACACGGAAACUUUGUGCCUAUUGCAACUAGGCGUCUCAACCAAUUAGAAAAGAGGUUCGCAAAAGAUCCUGAAAUGAAGAAACGCUACACAGAUGUCAUCAAUGAAUAUCUUGAGCUAGAACACAUGGAAGAAGUUCCCCCAGGACAGGAGAACAACCCAGAUGCAGUUUACUUGCCACAUCAUGCUGUCAUCCGAGAUGACAAAUCCACGUCAAAGCUUCGGGUAGUUUAUGACGCGUCUUGUCCUGGCUCUAAUGGCGUAUCCUUAAAUCAAGACCUAUUAGUAGGUCCAACUCUGCAACCUGUUUUGCGUCAUACCAUCCUUCGUUGGCGUUGCCAUCCUAUAUGUCUGGUAGCAGACAUUGUUAAAAUGUACAGGCAGGUGAAAGUGCACGAAGACGAUGUAGAUUUUCAACGCAUCCUAUGGCGUGAAAACUCGGGGGAGAAGAUAAAGCACUUGAGACUGCUCCGAGUCACUUUUGGUACGGCAUCAGCACCCCAUCUCGCAGUGCGUGCUCUUCAGCAAAUAGCCCACGAUGAAGGAUCACAGUAUCCAAAUGCUGCUGAUAGGGUCCUCAAGCAUUUUUAUGUAGAUGAUUUGUUAACAGGGUGUGAAUCUGUAGAAGAGGGUAAAGUAGUGUACCAAGAGAUGAAUGAACUUUUGAAAAAUGGUGGAUUCGAAUUACAGAAAUGGAGCAGUAAUAAUGAAGAAUUAAUGCGUUACAUGAAAGAAACUGAUGGCAAAGAGGAAGGAAGUCUCCAGUUGAAGAUAGACGUUGUCAUGAAAAUUCUGGGACUGGUCUGGAAUCGCAGAAAUGACGAAUUUGAAUAUUCGGUACAGCUUCCUCCACUCAAAGUUCCUGUAACAAAAAGAAGUGUCAUAUCUGACAUAUCAAGGCUGUUUGAUCCACUUGGUUGGUUAGCUCCAGUGAUCAUAGUGGCUAAGAUUUUCAUCCAGAAAUUGUGGCUUUCGGGAAUCGAAUGGGAUGAUGAAGUUCCACCACAAUUACUGAAGAAUUGGCUAAACUACAGAGAAAGUCUAAACCAACUUACCGAAUUCAAGCUGCCUAGGUGGAACAACGCUAGAUCCAAUGUAACUGCGGAACUUCAGGGAUUCUGCGACGCUUCUAAUGAAGCGUUUGCUGCUGUUGUGUACUUGAGGACUGUAGAUGAAGAAGGAAAGGUGCACGUGUCACUGAUCACGUCCAAAACUAAAGUGGCUCCUAUCAAACAAAUUUCUAUUCCACGACUGGAAUUGUGUGGGGCUGUGUUACUCAGCAAAUUGCUAGUUGAAGUAGCCGACGUUAUGAGUAUCAGCAAGGCAAACAUUCAUGCAUGGACUGACUCCACAGUGGUCAUUUCUUGGCUAAAUAGUCGUCCAAAUCGAUGGAAAACUUUUGUCGCCAACCGUGUAUCUGAAAUAAUAACAUCAGUUGAGCCGCACCAAUGGUCCCAUGUCUCUUCGAAAGAUAAUCCUGCAGACUGCGCGUCUAGAGGUACACAGCACCUGAGUAAAGAAGAACUCUGGAUAGAAGGUCCGUCGUGGCUGAAAAAUAAAGAAAUUAGCUACAAAAAACCAAACAUAAAGGACACGAACUUAGAAGAAAAAAGCACUAAAGCAUGCUUCGUGAAUACUUGUGUUUCUGAAUAA
Messenger RNA from Cydia pomonella (codling moth), 2526 nucleotides. RefSeq lists its product as uncharacterized. Bases 1 to 2526 code for a protein of 841 amino acids. The record is from RefSeq and is a predicted model, not a curated record. Lineage: Eukaryota; Metazoa; Arthropoda; Insecta; Lepidoptera; Tortricidae. The transcript has 4 exons.